AUGACAUCUCAACGAACACCUAUCUUCACCGCUAGUCGGUUGCAAAUAUGCACAUAUUUGUUUGGAGUUUGCCCCUUUUCAAUUGCAUUUCUAGUUUUCCUCAAUUCGUCUGUUUCCUUUGUUGUCACGGAACUUCUUGGCCUUGACGGGGGGGAAGGCGAUGCUGUCGGGACUUUAGGCUUCGCAGAUGAGCUGCUCGCUUUGGUUGCUUGUCCCCUCUGGGGAGGGCUCUCAGAUCGAAUUGGAGUCCGUAACGUUUGCGUGGCUGGUUAUGGAAUCAUCGCCAUCGCACUGGUUGUUUUUGUUCAAGCAAAGAAUGUUUAUCCUCAGCUUCUCUUAGGACGUUUGCUCUUCAGUCUUGGAGGCGCAGCGGUAUCGACCAUGGUCACGGCCGUGCUUCCGGCUGUGGUCGGACCAUCAUUACAGUCACAGCCCACUGUAUCGAGUCGUGUGGCUGAGAGAGCGCCGUCCUCCAAGCUAGCUGGAUAUGUUGGAAUGUGCGCUGGAAGCGGUGCACUAGUUGCCCUCCUCGUCUUUCUACCUCUGCCAUCUCGACUUCAGCAGGGGGGAGUCUCACCACCACAAUCCAUUAAAUAUAGCUACUAUGUCGUUGCGAUCGUGUCUCUGUUGGUUGCUGUCUUCUGUUCUGUAGGGUUGCGGCACCUUCCUGGGGAGGAGGGCAAAGCCUGGAGUUCUUUAUGGGCUCGGGGCCGACAUGAAAGGCCGGAGGACACUUGUGCGAGUGAUGACCGAGAUACCGAUUAUAGCAAGCGACACUUGCCGUACUUCCAGCAGCUUGGCGCUGCGCUGAUGUUAGGGUUCCAUAACAGCGACAUUCUCCUCGGCUAUGUGGGCGGUUUCGUGGCUCGGGCAUCAUCUGUCGGAAUCUCGUUAUUCAUUCCUCUAGCGGUCAAUCACUACUAUCUACAGUCUGGUCUAUGCCAGGGCAACAACCGGGAUGGAGCGGGCUCGGAUGCUGUUAAGCAAUCAUGCCGUAAAGCUUAUGUGCUGGCUUCGAUUCUGACCGGAGUUUCUCAGCUCAUCGCGUUGGUGGCGGCGCCGAUUUUUGGGUAUAUAUCAGAGCGGUCGCGGCAAUAUCCGAUGCCCCUGCUAGGGGCAUGUGUGGCAGGGGUGGUCGGCUAUAUCACAUUCGCGCUGCUUCCCAGUCCAGACUUCAGAGGGCCCCACGGUAGUCCUGGCGUCUUCCUUGUGAUGGGGUUGGUUGGGCUCAGUCAGAUUGGGGCCAUUGUCUGCAGCUUGUCUGUCCUCAGCACCGGAAUACUCCGUGAGACCGACGACGACCUGUUGUCGGCCGAUGAGAUUGAAGGCGACCAAGAGGAGCAGGCUUUGUUGACCUCAGCUACGGAACAAAACCAGCAGCCCCUGGCGCACCUGAGAGGUUCAAUCGCUGGAGUGUAUUCCCUGUACGGCGGCGCAGGCAUUUUGGUCCUGACCAAGGUCGGAGGAUUACUAUUCGAUGUCCUCUCGUCGGGGGCUCCGUUCUACAUCCUAGCAAGCUUCAAUGGAUUUUUGCUCCUGGCGGGAAUAGCCUGUGGGGUUGUUAGGCACUCGAAGACCCGCUAG
Molecule: messenger RNA, 1584 nt
Organism: Aspergillus uvarum CBS 121591
Lineage: Eukaryota; Fungi; Ascomycota; Eurotiomycetes; Eurotiales; Aspergillaceae
Product: putative MFS transporter
Exons: 3
Coding region: 1-1584 (527 amino acids)
Biological process (GO): transmembrane transport
Molecular function (GO): transmembrane transporter activity
Source: RefSeq, a predicted model, not a curated record